Messenger RNA from Sitodiplosis mosellana (orange wheat blossom midge), 5059 nucleotides. Its product is annotated as U2 snRNP-associated SURP motif-containing protein. The coding region runs from base 1958 to 4825 and encodes 955 amino acids. The transcript is spliced from 17 exons. The record is from RefSeq and is a predicted model, not a curated record. Gene Ontology annotation, cellular component: nucleus. Lineage: Eukaryota; Metazoa; Arthropoda; Insecta; Diptera; Cecidomyiidae. Gene Ontology annotation, biological process: RNA processing. Gene Ontology annotation, molecular function: RNA binding.
AACCGUCGAAUGUACUUUGUUACAUUUGGACAAAAUUGUAGCGCAUUUUGCUGGAUAACAUUUUCAACUGACAUUUGAAGUUCUGUUCGGUGCGUGAGGUCGAAUUUUUGGUAUAUACACGUUCAUUAUUUCUCCGAAAAAUAUACAAAUUGGCCAAACUUGCAUUGGAAUGCACAGCACCAUAUUCAAUGACACACGAUAGUUUUUGGGAUUGAUUCCAAUAUUUCGCAUUGAGUACGUUAAAAGAGCACAUAUAAUUAGGCAUUGAACGGCAUUGGUCUGCGUCAGACCAAUUUGUAAUCAGCAAGUGAUUAAUCAAUUUUUCAAGCAAAUACGAUGCCAUUCAAUUUGAGCGCCAAAUAAAAAACACGAACCACGAAAAUCAUUCAAAAUUCUAGCGAAUAAAUUUGGAAAUUGCUCGAAUCCAAUGCGAAAAUCUGCAAGGUGGAACAAAUCAUCCGAACCAAUGUUAAACGCUUUUAAUCUUGUGAUUUGACAUUCACGAAUAUUAAAAUGGAUUUUUUUUUCUCACUAAAAAUAGUAGAUAUUUAUAUACCCGAUAUUUGUUUGGACCAACGUAACAAUCGAAAUGUAUGCAAAUCGGAUGCUCUCUUACUCGAAAACACGCAAAUCAAGAAAACCAAAACACUUUCGGACUUUCGGAUGGAAUUCGUGAGAUAAUUUUUUUUAAAUGUUCGGCGUCAUAAUCAAAAUUCCAAAUUAAUUAUCUAAAAAUAACAAACGGAUUUUGGACAAUAUAAUACAUCAAUGGGUAAAAUGCCAAAGUGUCGUGCCGGUUGUCCAUCCACGAAAUUCAAAAGUACGCAUUUCAUUCUGGCUGUAUCAAAUGGUUUUUAAUCGGAUUGCAUGUGGAUGAUUUGUAUAUGGACGAGCUGUCAUUCAUCGAAGACCAAUUAAUAAAUUAAUUAUUCUCUUCGAAAUAAAACAGUUAACCAUUUUUGUUUCGGAGAUUUUCAGACAAUUCCGGUGAAAGGUGUAUAUGGGUAUGAUGCAGAAUGAAUAUCACCCGAAAAAGACGAUUUUCUAAAAGUUAAUGUCACAACCUUUCGAUCGAUUUUGUGAUGGAUGACAUUGAUUUUGGCCGCAAAAUCGGAAAACCAAAUUCAGAAUAUUAUUAAUCGCAGUUGAAAAUGGGCGUUUUCUUGGAAUCGAUCAAAUUUGGAUGCUGAAUUUAGGGAAAAUGCCAAUCGAACGUGAUGAUUAACCGAAUAUGCAAUGCACCUUUUACCAACUACUAAUUAUCGAUUACUUUUACGGAAAAGUCGAGGCAAUCAAAUUAUAUGGAUCACAACUUUCAUUAAGUAAUUACAGGCAAAAGAUUAAUCGAUUCAUUGUCAAUGCUAUGAGAAAAAGACGAGAAUAUUUCAUUUAAUUGAAGUAAAUUUGAAAUGUAUAAUUGAAAAUGCGCCAAAAAUGUGAACGUGACAAUUCUAACGUACGAUAAACGGUGUCGUCUCCAUCGAAAAUGUCAAACAUGGAAUGACAGCGGCGAUGGCAUUUGUUGUAGUUGAGCGACACACCACUAGGCGGAUACGGUUGUUUUUUAAUUACAUUUGUCGUAUUUGCUAUAUUCUCUCAUACCAGAGAUUGAUUGUCAAAGAAGCUAUUUUGAGAAUUUGAUUUAGUACCAAAAAGUUUUUGUUCCAUUCAUUUUAGUUUGAGUGCAUUUCGGCUGACCAAGAACAGAGAGUUACAAUCGUGAAAUUACGCAUAUUAUUAUCAUUGAUAAAUGAAUGUUCUGGAUGGAUUUGAACAUUUUUCCAAAACAUAAAUCAAAUUAUCUAAGCGCUAACAGGUUAUGUUUACAAACGCCUAUCGACAUUAAGUAACAACAUUGUUCCAGAGUUUUUGUAUUUUCACCACAAACUCUUUGCCUGGACACUACAAUUCAAUUGAGAUUAGAAUGAUAUAAAGAGUACAACAAUCUAUUUCCAAAAUGAAGAAAAUAGCCGAGCAAAAACUUCAGGCGUUUGCGAUUGGUGCAAUGGGACAGAGGCCAUUGUCACGGCGCGAGCAAGAGGAACGCAGGAAACGAGAGGAGGAACAAGCCGCUGCAUCUGUAUUCAAAGAGUUUGUCGAAACUUUCCAAGAAGCACCGUCAUCGGUGACAAAAGUAUGGGUCAAAGCCGGAACAUACGAUGCUGGAUCACGAAAGGAAGACAAUCGGGAAAAAGGAAAACUGUACAAACCUCAAGCCAAACUUGAAGAAAAAGUCGUUGAAAAGACGAUUGAAACGGCAAAAUUGCCAUCAACGCUAUCAUCAACCAAUGCCUCAAAGAAAGAAAGUUCCUCGAAAAAAAACAAAACUCAAGAGAAAAAAAAGAGUAACUUGGAAUUAUUUAAAGAAGAAUUACGACAAAUGCAAGAGGAGCGUGAAGAGCGUAUAAAGUACAAGACGAUUGCAAAGACUAUGAUCCAUGCCGAUACAACAUUAGCGGCAUUUACACGUGAACCGGAUGUCGCACCAACGACAUAUGGAUCCAUGGAUAAUGGUGAUCCAAACACAACAAACAUUUAUCUAGGGAAUUUAAGUCCAAAAAUAACCGAGCAACAAUUGAUGGAAAUUUUCGGUCGUUACGGUCCAUUGGCAAGCAUCAAAAUUAUGUGGCCACGCUCCGAAGAGGAGAAGCAACGUGGGCGAAAUUGUGGUUUCGUUGCCUAUAUGAGCCGUUUGGAUGCCGAACGGGCUCUGCGCUGUUUGAAUGGACGCGAUGUCAUGGGCUAUGAAAUGAAACUUGGCUGGGGAAAAUCCGUUUCGAUUAUGACCUAUCCCAUUUACAUACCGCCCACUCUAAUGCAACACUACAUGCCACCGGCACCAUCAGGAUUGCCUUUCAAUGCUCAACCCCAGCCAAACGAAGCCGAAAAUUUUCCACCGCCAGAUUAUUUUCACGAUUACAACAAAGAUCCAGACAUAAAACGUGAUAUGGAAGAGCUCGCCUAUAAAAGUAUUGUUAAAGUUAUGAUUCCAACAGAACGACCGCUGUUAGCGCUUAUUCAUCGUAUGAUCGAAUUCGUUAUUCGCGAAGGACCAAUGUUCGAAGCAAUGAUUAUGAGCAAAGAAAUCGACAAUCCCACAUUUCGGUUUUUGUUUGAGAACGAAAGUCCGGCACAUAUCUACUAUCGAUGGAAGCUGUUUUCAUUGCUGCAAGGAGAUACACCGACUGAAUGGCGCCAAAAAGAAUUCCGAAUGUUCGAAAUGGGCUCCAUAUGGAAACCACCACCGCUGAAUUUCUACACACAAGGCAUGCCCGAGGAACUGAUUGUGGACGAAGAAGCACCCGAAAUACGCAAGGGAACACUUUCAACUGCGCAACGUGAUCGAUUAGAGGAUUUGAUACGCCACCUAUCUCCGGAACGAUCGAAAAUCGGUGACUGUAUGGUGUUCUGUAUCGAGCAUGCCGAUGCGGCCGAUGAAAUCUGUGAAUGUAUCGAAGAAUCAAUGUCAAGCACACAAACAUUGAUUAGCAAAAAAAUUGCACGGCUUUAUCUAGUUUCGGAUAUUCUACACAAUUGCACCGUUAAGGUUUCUAAUGCAAGCUUCUACCGGACUUCAAUGGAAAAAUACCUAGAGGAAAUAUUCAGACAUUUGAAUGCAUCGUACAAAAGCUUAGAGAGUCGACUAAAAGCAGAAGGUUUUAAGGCGCGCGUUGUGCAAGUGCUGAAAGCCUGGGAAGAAUGGCUUGUGUAUGACCGAGAAUUCAUUAACAAACUGAAAACAAUAUAUUUAGGCAUUCAACAUACGAGUGAAAAACAACCAGAACCAGAACCGUUGCUUGGUUCGGGCGAUGAGAAAGAAGAUGAAGACUUAGAUGGCGUUCCGUUGGACGGUGCGGCUCUACUCAAAAGCGCAUUCAUGCGCGGCAUUCCUGGAGCUGCAUCGAGCGCAACCGAAUCGCCAUCACAAGAGCGGAUGGCACGCGUUCAAGAGAAUGCUGAUUCAGAAUACGAAGAUGACAUUGAUGGGAUUCCAUUGGAUGAUCCUGAUAUUGACGGUAUACCGAUUGGCAAUAAAAACGACCGCAGCCCUGUUCUAGCAGCAGCCGGAUUUAUACCGUCAAAAUGGGAGACGGUGGAUCCGGAACAGAUUGAGGCACAAGCAAUAACAACAAGCAAGUGGGAAACAUUGGAUCCUGUGAAAGAGUUACAGCCGUCGGCAAACUUGUCGGAGGAUAGUUUCGAUAGCUUUGAAUAUAGCGAAGGUACACGAGACUAUGACGAAGAGAAGCGGCUUCGAUUGCGAGAAGUUGAAUUGAAAACCGUGCAGUACCAAGAUUCCCUCGAAUCGGGGCAGCGGAGCUUGAAAUCGGGAUGGUCGAUGCAACAACAAUGCGAACAUUAUCGAAGGAAGCUAAUGAAACGAUCGUUGCGUGAACUGCAACAAGAUUCACCACAAUCGGGGCGAACAUCAUCUCUAAAACGUAGCCCCAGCCCAGUGGAUUCGUUGAAAAAAUUGAAAAAAUCAAAACGUUCUCCAUCGCCACAGUAUAAUCGAAACACAUCGUCUCGUCGUCGAUCCCGUUCGCCGGGAUAUAGUAAAAAAUCACGAGAAUCACGAGAGUCAGCCUCACCUUCCAGCAGAUACCGUAAACACCGACGAUCGAUGUCUCGUUCGAGCUCAUCGCAUUCACCGAAGCGGUUCAAUGACCGCUCCCUCUCACCCUCAUCAAGAUCUUCAAAAUAUGAUAGCAGUCGACGAUAUAACCGAUCACCGUCACCGGUAUCAUCAAAAAGCAGUGGUCGACACAUACCAUCAUCACCAAAUCGAUACUCUACCUCUAAGCGACGUAAGCAUCACCACUAAAACCGUUUUCUGUAUAUUUUCAAGCAUCAUCGUGACAUCGCCAUAUCGAAAUUGAUGAUAGCGAAUUUACAGAGCCGAUGCACAAAUGCAUGUGAGUGAGAAUGAAAAAUAAAAAAAAAAACGUUUAGACAGUCAGCCCGCUUUCAUGCUCCGAACAAGAAAGACAUUAUUUCAAAAUCCGAAUAUUUGAAUGGCAGAACAUGAAUAAAACAUAGAAAUUUUUUGAAAAACAAA